Messenger RNA from Rotaria sp. Silwood1, 858 nucleotides. The record is from the annotation of a GenBank genome assembly. NCBI's taxonomy places the organism in Eukaryota, Metazoa, Rotifera, Eurotatoria, Philodinida, Philodinidae.
AUGCGUUGGCUCAAAGAUUCCAAAUCUGGCAGCGUCAUCAUUGGUGGACAAGGAUGGGGCAAUAGAACAACUCAAUUACGCACACCACGUGAUUUGGCAUUUGACCGUCAAGGAAAUUUGUAUGUAGCCGAUGCAGAAAAUUAUCGAAUUCAAAUGUUCACUAUUGACAAAAGUUCUUGUGCCAAAGGACAAUCUCCAACCAAUAUUUAUGAACGUAUGAUGGCAGUUUAUGGUGAUAAUGCUCCAUCACGUACAACAGUUUUUUAUUGGGUUCGUCGUUUUAAAGACAGACAGUUAAGUAUUGAAAAUGAUCCUAGAUGUGGUCGACCAAUUACUGCAACAGACGAUCAAACUAUUGCAGAUGUUGAAAGUCUAAUAAUUGAAGAUCGUCGAAUUACAAUUCAGCAAAUAGCAGACAUCCUAAGUAUUUCAACUGGUACAGUACACGGUAUUAUACAUGAUCAUUUACAUAUGACAAAAGUUUCUUCGAGAUGGGUACCACAUUUACUAACACCUGAUCAAAGACACGAACGUGUUCAAGCUUGUCAAGAACUUUUGACUCGCUAUUCAACUGCGGGUGAUGAUUUCCUGUUUCGAAUUAUAAUUGGUGAUGAAUCGUUUCUUUAUUAUUAUCAACUUGAUUCAAAAAAAUCAUCAAAACAAUGGAAACGAGCUGAUUCACCACCACCAACAAAAGGCAAGCAAGAGAAGUCGGUGAACAAAGUUUUGUAUUCCUCUUUUUGGGACUACAAAGGAAUAAUUCUCAAAAUACCUGUGCCAGCAGGUGUAACAAUAACGAAGGAAUAUUAUGCAAAUAUUUUAUCAAAUCAACUUGAUCCAGAAAUUAAAAAACAAUGA